Molecule: messenger RNA, 1854 nt
Organism: Nerophis lumbriciformis (worm pipefish)
Lineage: Eukaryota; Metazoa; Chordata; Actinopteri; Syngnathiformes; Syngnathidae
Source: RefSeq, a predicted model, not a curated record
AUGAUGAAGAGAUCCGUUGUGCUGCUAUUGCUGCUGGUUGACAUUUCACACACUGUGGCUAAGCCCAAAAAUCGUUUUACCCGCCAUCCAUCGUGGAACUCCAAGCUUUACCCAAUUUGGAAAAAUGGAGACCCCCGUUUUACAGACUCCUGGAGAGGUGGAAAAGUAACAUUCAAUGUCGCCAACGACUCGCCAACUCUGACCGGAGCCAAAGUGACAUUCACCAUCGACUUGGAAUUCCCCCACAACCAAAAAGUACAGGAUGAUGGGGAUGUGGUUUGGGCAGAGGACUGCGUUGUCAAUGGAACCAAAUAUUUGGCAUCACAGCAAGUUUUCCCUACUCAGAAGACAGACUGGGAAGCAGUUUUCCCUGAUGGGACACCAAUCAAGAAGGACAAAAAGCCCAACUAUGUGUUUGUCUGGAAGACUUGGGGUCAAUACUGGCAAGUGGCAGACGGCCCCUCAUCCACCCUGACCAUCGAUACAGCAGACAUCCCACUGGGCUCCUACACCAUGGACAUUGUCAUCUACCACUACCGGAGCAAAGAGAAGUUUAUUCCUCUGGGUUACGCCUCCUCUCAGUUCUCCAUCACUGAUCAAAUCCCAUUUGCUGUUUCGUUGGACCAAGUGGAUGACAUCCUGGCUGGUGACAUGAGCUUCGUCCUGAACAGGGCCAUUGCCUUUAGUGUGAGCCUGCAUGACCCCAGCCAGUUCCUGAGCGAAGCUGACAUCACCUUUAACUGGGACUUUGGGGAUGACAGCGGGGCCCUGAUAUCCAGAGAACUGACAGUCACUCACACGUACAUCAGCUCCGGCUCGUUCAGGCCCCGCGUGGUAGUCCAGGCGGUGAUCCCAGACAAGGCCUGCGACCCUCCAGUGGAUAGCACAACCAAAACCCCCGUGCCACCCAGCGGUCAGGAAACCUUGGCUCCUGUGGUCCCUCCUCUGGGUUCCAACAAAGAAACUGGUUUGAAAAGCAAUGCGCUUUCCGACACAGAGGAGGACAAUGGUGAAGAUGAGACCUCAACUUCUCAACCUGCCCAGGAAGGGGCUGCGGCGGCCAAGACUCCCUCGCCCACCAACUAUGAGGCGCACGGUGACCCUGCCUCCAACACAUUGAGCGAGGAGACAAGGAGUGAUACAGAAAUGGAAGUUUUAAAGCGACCCUUGUUACUGAGAGGCCAAGCUGCUGUGGUCCUCGUCACCAAAAGGGAAAUAAAGGGCAAUCUGACUGAUGAUGACUGUGUGACAUAUCGAUAUGGCUCCUACUGCGCUGACAUUAAAGUAGUUGAGGCUAUUGAGAGAGUUGAAAUUGUACAAAUGGACAACAGCAUCGUGGCAACAUCAGGAAUAAACAACAAUGCCAUUGAUCUCACUGUAACCUGCCAAGGAAGCUUCCCCAAACAGGUGUGCAGUGUGAUUCUGGAUGCAGAGUGCUUGAAGCCCCUUCACUCCAUAUGCAACAUGGUGGAACCCUCCAAAGAGUGUCAGAUGGUUUUGCACCACUUCUUCAACGACUCCGGCGUCUACUGCAUCAACGUGUCCGUGGCCAAUGACGUUAGCUUGGCCGUCUCUAGCGCAAAAGUCAACAUUGACAUGAGCUCAGGGCUGUCGACCUCCAGCAUCAUCGCUGCCGUGCUGGGUGUCAUUCUGCUCGUAUUGUGUGUUGGAGUUGUGGCGUUUUCUUACAAGCGCCUGAAGUCCUACCACCAUCUAAAGGAGGACAUCAGGGUGGGCGAGGACCUUCAAACUGGCUGGCAUUCCGGUGGUUGCAAGACAUCAAUGCUGUGGAAGUUGCUCAACAGGCGAGGAGUAGUUGACCAACACCCCCUGCUGCAGGACAGACUAGUGUGA